This is a messenger RNA of Debaryomyces hansenii CBS767, 2409 nucleotides long. It is a transcript of the gene STE11, whose product is annotated as mitogen-activated protein kinase kinase kinase. Lineage: Eukaryota; Fungi; Ascomycota; Pichiomycetes; Serinales; Debaryomycetaceae. The record is from RefSeq and is a predicted model, not a curated record. The transcript has a single exon. Bases 1 to 2409 code for a protein of 802 amino acids. Gene Ontology annotation, molecular function: protein binding; protein kinase activity; ATP binding. Gene Ontology annotation, biological process: protein phosphorylation.
AUGCAUUUGCUGGGAGACCAAGUUUUAGGAGAAUUAUAUCAAGAUUCCAGAGAAUUAAAGCAGUGGUUGAUCAAAUCUAAUUGCCAGCAUCAUUACAACAAAUUUAUAGAAAAUGGGAUAACAUUCGACCUAUUAAAAGAGCUAGAUAGUUCAUCGCUCAAAGAGAUUGGGAUUAAUAAGUUAGGAGAUAGACUAAGGUUAGAAUUAGCUAUUUCAAGCAUGAAGUCUGAAAAAUUAGCUGAUAAUAUUACAGUGGAUGAGUUGUACAAAAUAAUGAAUUUGCAUCUGACAGACAGUAUUACACUGUUAUCUGGGGGAAAUAUUAGUAACGGAUCCGUAUCCACUCCUACGAAUGAAUCAGGUACCUUGACAACUUUAACUAAUAACCCAUAUUUGCACAGUAAUGUUUCCUCCUCGUCCAAUGCUGCCAAUAAGGAUGCUAAUAAGAACGUAACGUUUAUUUUGCAAGAUGGAUCUACAAAGAAAGUGAAUGUAACUGGAUGUUUCAAUGCACAAUCGAUCAAACGUAAGGUAUUGAAAAGGUUGGGAAUAAAACAACAGGAGACAUUAUAUAAUACAUAUAUCCACACAUCGUUAAAUAGUAAGAGUAAUCCUGGUGUGAAUUUACUUUUUGAUGUUGAAUUAGUGACCAUUUGUUACUCUCCUGACAGGUUAGAAAAACAUAGAAUAAUUUUAUGUCGCAAGGAUGAAUACCCUUCUGAUAUGGCAAUUGAGAGCUCAAAAAGGCUUAUGGCCAAAUAUGAAAGAUAUAGCCAAACAGAUUCAUUGAAAACAAAGAGCCAAGACAAUUUCAGUCAAUAUCAUAUGCCAGAUCCUAGAAAGACGCAUGCUAGUCCAAUAUUGAGAAACUUCUUUGGACAGAGGCCACCUAGUGAAUUGAUCUCUUCCAACUUGGCUGAAUAUUUUCCAGAGGCACAUCAAAAGGAUUUGGAAGCCACCGUACGUAAUUCUGUCAGAUACAGCGUUAGACUUUCACGAAGAUUUAACCUCCCAUCUUCCAUUCUAUCCGGAGCCAGCAGUAACAUUUCGAUCCACAAUUCACAGAAUAAAAGAUCAUCAAUUUUAAGCAAUGGAACUGUGUCUGGCCCCAAUGGAGCCCCAGGAACUCCAUCUGUUUCAUCAAUGGACCAAAAUUCUGUAGCGGCAAAAAGAAAGCCUAGUGGGAGGACCAUUGGGGAAAUGAUGGUGAAUAAUAUUAAUGCAAUCGACCAGGCGGUGAGCUCAAAUGAUGUCCAGUCUGUUUUUAGUAAACCCCAAUCAAUUGGAUCAGAUAUCAGCGGUCCAGGCCAAGGUUCAUUUGAACCAAAAUCGAUGAAAUCUCAUACUUCUCCUAUAUUGAAUAGAAGUUCAAUUGCUGCUAGCUUUGUUGAUCCAUUUCACACAGAUAAUAAUAGAAAUUCACGUAUCGAACUAUUAAGCAUUGAUUCUGAUGACGAUGAAGACGAUUUUAUUGACGAAUAUGGUACAUACACAAGUGGAGAGCUUGACCAUGAUUUUAAGGAUAACAUGCUCGAUUCUAUUUCAGAGGAUGGACCUAAGAAUUGGUUACAGGGUGCUCGUAUUGGUGCUGGUAGUUUUGGUACAGUCUAUUUAGGAAUGAACCCACUCACCGGAGAGUUGAUGGCUGUCAAGCAGGUAAGUUUACCCGAUAAGAACAGUAUAAAUAAUAGUCUGCAAACGGCCAUGAUCGAGGCUUUACAGCACGAAAUGACGUUGCUAAAGGAAAUCAACCACGAAAAUAUUGUGAGAUAUCUAGGAUCCUCCACAGAUGAUAAUUUCUUGAAUAUUUUCUUAGAGUACGUUCCUGGUGGGUCGGUGCAAUCGAUGCUUUCCUCGUACGGUCCAUUUGAGGAACCCUUGAUACGGAACUUCAUUCGCCAGAUUCUCAUCGGUCUAAGCUAUCUACACGGAGAAGACAUCAUUCACAGAGAUAUCAAGGGGGCAAACAUUUUGAUUGACAUCAAGGGAACCGUUAAAAUCAGUGAUUUUGGAAUCUCCAAGAAGGUGGGAAAUUCCGAUGUCGACAUGGACGACGAGACAAAUAGUCAGAAAAAAGGCGAAAGAAGAGCCUCUCUACAAGGUUCGGUCUACUGGAUGGCUCCAGAAGUUGUGAAACAAACUGCCUAUACAAAAAAGGCCGAUAUCUGGUCCGUAGGAUGUCUUAUUGUGGAGAUGUUUACAGGUAAGCAUCCAUUUCCUGAUUUUAGCCAGAUGCAAGCUAUUUUCAAAAUAGGGACCCACAUAACCCCCCAAAUUCCAGAAUGGUGUACUUCUGAAGCUAAAGACUUUUUGUAUAAGACGUUCGAGUUAGACUACGAGAAACGUCCUGACGCUAUUGAUAUGUUAGCAGAACCGUUCCUAAACCCGUUGAUUAUGUCUAAACAAUGA